Messenger RNA from Labrus bergylta (ballan wrasse), 6612 nucleotides. It is a transcript of the gene agtpbp1, whose product is annotated as ATP/GTP binding carboxypeptidase 1. The record is from RefSeq and is a predicted model, not a curated record. Gene Ontology annotation, molecular function: metallocarboxypeptidase activity; zinc ion binding. Lineage: Eukaryota; Metazoa; Chordata; Actinopteri; Labriformes; Labridae. Gene Ontology annotation, biological process: protein side chain deglutamylation; proteolysis.
AUCAUCAGGGCGCUGCAAGCGACGCUCACACACACACACACACACAGCAGCGGUCCUCCUUUAUUCGGAAUUGGUCGUACAGUUCCUUUCCUACACAGACGACAUGAAAUGUUGAUGUGGUGAAAAUGAACAAACCCAAAAUGGCCACAGAGAAAGGUGUUCCCAGUAACUCCAGGGUGCUGAUGCUCCUGGGACAACUGGAGAGGAUGAACGGAGAGGCCAUGGGGAGGGAUGUGGAAACGGCGAGACAGGUCACUGCGAAGAUACUUCAUCUCAUUCAGACACAAGAGAAGAGCGGGAAAGAGGUGAUGUCCAAAGGCUCCACUGGAAUGGAGGUCAUCCUGGCUUCACUUGAGAGCUCCCGGGAUGUCCAGACAACUCUGAACAUUUUGUACAUUCUUACCGAGCUGCUGACUGUGGGCAGAGGCCGCAGGGCCGGAGUAUUUGUGUCUAAAGGAGGAACGGGAGUAUUAUUUCAGAUUCUCAUCUCUGCAAGUAAAGAGUUGCCUCCUAGUGAGGAGCUCAUGCUGCAGCUUCAUUCACUGCUGGCAAAGGUCGGCCCUAAAGACAGAAAGUUUGGUGUGAAGGCCCGUUUGAGCGGAGCGCUGAAUGUCACAGUCAACCUGUUGAAACAGAACCUACAGAACACCAAACUGCUUCUGCCCUGCCUGCAGGUUCUCAGGGUUUACUCCACCAACUCGGUGAAUGCUAUUUCUCUGGGCAAGAACGGAGUGGUGGAGCUCAUGUUCAAGAUCGUGGCGCCGUACAGCAAGAAGAACACCAGCCUGCUCAAGGUAGCUCUGGACGCACUGGGAGCUCUGCUCAAAUCCAAGACGAAUGCUCGCCGUGCAGUCGAUGGCGGACAUGUUCCGAUCUUGUUGGCUCUGUACCUGGACUGGCAUCGCAACGACACAAGACAUCGUCACAUGCUGAUACGUAAAGGGCUGCUCGUCUGCCUCAGGAACAUCACCAACAUCAAGCUGGGCAGGAAAGCCUUCAUAGACGCUGACGGCAUGAGGGUCCUCUACAACUCCUCCACGGAGUGUCUCCCAGUGCGGACUCUGGAUCCUCUGAUCAACACGUCGAGCCUCAUCAUGAGGAAGUGUUUUCCUAAGAACCGUCUUCCUCUGCCCACCAUCAAAUCAGCCUUCCACUACCAGCUGCCACAUAUACCUGCUGCGGGGCCUGUGGCACAGCUGUACAGCCAGCCACCUGGGGGGAGGAAAAGCCAUCAGCUCUGCAACAAGCCCUUAAAGAAGGUGGACGAUGUGGUGGAUGAAAGUGAUAACGAGGAGACGGACGCAGACACGGAGAACGACGAGAACGAGGAGGACGAGAAGGAUCAGCACACCGCUAAUGACGACAUAGAGACGGACCUUAACAAGCUGCAUCCCAAAAAGAUCCCUGGACGUCCCUUUGAGGAGUUAAGGGUUUAUGAAAGGUUCUUUGUGGAGCUUUCUGAGGACUUCCAGGGUUUCAACUUUGAUUGCUCGAAGAGUGCCUCUACCACAUCUUCAUCAUCCACCUUCUCCUCAUCGUCAGCCUCCACUCAGCCCUCUCGGCCAAUCAUAGUGCCCACAGCUCAGGCCCUGUCCCCCAAACGGGAUCCCAUAUCGAUCCCACUGGGGGGUUGCAAUCCUACCAAAGGAACACACACACUCCCGUCUCCUUCUGCACCCACGCCCACUCCUCCUGCUCCUCUAGUGCCCUUAGAACUGGACACCAUCCACCUGGACAAGGACCAAGACAAACAGGAGAAGGCCAACAUUCCUUCCCCCGACACACACUCGGCACGUUCCCCCCUCAGCAGGCCUCCUCAGGGGCAGGUGAUAGCACAGGAGCUCGUGAAUGUGUUGGAGGGCGUGUCUCUGGACGAGGAGGUGUUUCUGAGUGCAGACGACGGAGGGAGAAAGGGAGUCAAACAAGAAGGGUCCCCGGUCAACACCACAAGACACAUCCAGUCCCCCCUGCUCCUGGGGGGUAUCCCUGCGCUGCGUGUGGGAGGAGGAGGCAGCAACUGGGGAUCGGAUUGUGGCUCAGAGGGUGCUGAAGACGAGGGAGCGGAAGGAGCUGUUCUGGAGGUGCCGGACACGGCGCUGCUCCUCCCGCUGCACGACCCCGACCUCUACGUGGAGAUGGUGAAGGGAACGCUCUCCGUACCUCAGUACGCUGAAGUGGCUUACCCAGACUACUUUGGCCAUGUGGCUCCAACUUUCAGGGAGCCCCAUCUGGAGAGAGUUUAUGGCGUUCAGAGGUCUAAGAUAUUCCAGGACAUUGAGAGGUUGAUCCAUCCUAACGAUAUCGUGGAUAAAGUAGUUUAUGACCUGGACAUUCCAAGUUGUCCUUUGAUUGAAGACAACGGGGAGUCGCUGAAGUUCAACUCUCAGUUUGAGUCUGGAAACCUGAGGAAGGUGGUUCAAGUGAGAAAAAAUGAGUACGACCUGGUGCUGAAUUCAGACAUCAACAGUAACCACUACCAUCAGUGGUUCUACUUUGAGGUGAGCGGUAUGCGAGUGGGAACAAUGUACCGCUUCAACAUCAUCAACUGUGAGAAGUCCAACAGCCAGUUCAACUACGGCAUGCAGGUACUGAUGUACUCUGUGCAGGAGGCGAUCAGUGGAAGGCCUCGCUGGGUCAGAACAGGAACAGACAUCUGUUACUACAAGAAUCACUUUGCGAGGAGCUCCAUUGCAGCCGGCGGUCAGAAAGGAAAAUCCUAUUACACGAUGACCUUCACAACGAGCUUCAGCCACAAGGACGACGUCUGCUACUUUGCCUAUCAUUACCCGUACACAUACUCCACUCUUAAGAUGCACCUGUCCAAACUGGAGGCUCUGAGGACCCCCCAGAUCUACCUGAGACAGGACGUCCUGUGUGAAACUCUAGGGGGAAACAAAUGCCCCCUCCUCACCAUCACUGCCAUGCCAGAGUCCAACUCCAAUGAUCACAUCUGUCAAUUCAGGAAUCGCCCAUUGAUCUUCCUGUCAGCCAGAGUGCACCCCGGAGAGACCAACGCUAGCUGGGUAAUGAAGGGCACGCUGGAGUUCCUGAUGGGCACCAGCCCGCUGGCAGCCAGCCUGAGAGAUGCCUACAUCUUCAAGAUCGUCCCCAUGCUGAACCCUGAUGGAGUUAUAAAUGGAAAUCAUCGUUGUUCUCUGAGCGGAGAAGAUUUGAAUCGCCAGUGGCAGAGCCCCAAUCCUGAGCUCCACCCCACCAUCUACCACACUAAGAGCCUGCUGCAGUACCUUGCACACAUACAAAGGGCACCGCUGGUGUUUUGCGAUUACCACGGUCAUUCCAGAAAGAAGAACGUGUUCAUGUACGGCUGCAGCGUGAAGGAGACGGUCUGGCAGUCCAACAUCAGCGCCACGUCCAGCGACCUGCAAGAAGACCUUGGAUACAGGGCUCUACCUAAGAUCCUGUCCCAGAUCGCCCCGGCCUUCAGCAUGGCCAGCUGCAGUUUUGUCGUGGAGCGCUCCAAAGAGUCGACCGCCCGCGUUGUUGUAUGGAGAGAGAUAGGAGUGCAGCGCAGCUACACCAUGGAGAGCACGCUGUGUGGCUGUGACCAGGGCAAAUACAAGGGUCUGCAGAUCGGCACCAGAGAGCUGGAGGAGAUGGGCGCUCAGUUCUGCGUGGCCCUGCUGAGGCUGAAGAGGCUGACGGGGCUCCGCAACCACCAACAUCUGCUGGAUCUGGAGAGCGAUAUCAUCGGGCCGCAGUGUAAAGUGGUCAGCAGCAGCACCACGACCUACGUGCUGGAGGAGGAUGAGCCGUCCUUUCUGGAGGCGAUAGACUACAGCGCCGAGAGCGACGACGCCGAGGCCGAGGCCGAGGCCGACAACGAACACAGGAUCGAAGUCCACGAGAACACCGAUCACCUGGAUCCCCCGUCAGACUCCGACUUCAAUCACAGGGACUAACGCCGAGGUGUUCCUCACUCCUAGACCGUUUGAGCUUCUAAACAAGCAGCGCUCAAAUCGUUAGCCGACUUAAGAUAAAAUAACUAGUCACCCCAACACUCCUCACUCUGGUGAACAAAUAACUUAACGUAACCUUUGCUGUAUAGACACUUUAUGAUGGUGUGUAGUCUACUCUCUCGCGCAUUCAGACGCUCUUUUCUCCUAAAGGUGCAACUCCACCUGCCUUCCACUUUUAGCCAGGCUGCUAUAAGCCCUCAAUAGAAAUCAAAGUGGAUUCCAAUGAAUGUUUUCACCUCUCACUUUUAUUCUGCAACCUUCAUGAACUGUUAGCCCUGACCUCGGACACCAUAUAGCCUCUGAGAUUCACUUAAAGCUAGCCCCAGGGGGAAGCAGACAGCGGGCACCACCGAUCCUUAACUUGAACCCGCGUCCACUAGCUUGUUCUUCACAGCCGAUCUUACACUUUAGCUGUGGUGGUGUUACAGAGACAGCGGCUUCUUUGGUGUGGUCUUUAAACCCCUGUCACCUGUGUUGUAAUAAACACACUCCUGAUGAUAAGAGGGGGAACUGAGUCUCCUCCACUGACCAGUUUAGAGGUGCAACCAAACAUGCCUUCUUACUUUCUGUUUCCGUUUUUUCUCUUUAGCCAAAAAUAAGCGCUUUAAUGCUUCGCUCUUUGCGGCCUGUCUCGUGUCCUUCCUGUAUUGUUUUCUUCGUUUUCUUUGGUGUUUAAAUGUGUCGUGGGGAUGAACAAACAUCUCUGCAUCACAGCACACCUGUAGGUCAGUGUCUGUCCUAAGUGUGUCAUGUAGAAAACCUGCUAAGGCCAGAGAUACACUUGCUUUUAACCUUGCAGUCAUACACUCAGUAACGUGAUUGUUUACAUUCUUAGCUAUGCACUACGUGUGAUACUGGAGGGUACCACUUGAGGGCGCACCAGAUAGAGAGAGAGAGAGAGAGAGAGAGAGAGAGAGAGAGAGAGAGCUCAGGCUGUAUGCAACUCUCUGAUGUGCGGGAUGUAAAGUACAGACAUGAAAACAGUUAGAGAGGUUACCAUCAUGUUCAUUAUGAGAUCAGAACAUAAAAUAACCUCAAUAAUCCAUCAUAGAUGAGCUCAGUCGACUCAUGAAAGUUGGACCAUGUUCCUGCAGAAUUCUCCUCCGUUAUAGUCCCAGACUCGUUUGAUUUAGUUCAGCAGGUUUCCACGUCGACUGAAAAUGGAACGAGUGUGUUGCCAGAUUUCUUGACAGGCAUGUUUGUCGCUGCUGUGUUGAUUCUGUCAAAUCCCCCUCGUCCCCUACAUUACUCUUUAAAAGUCACUCUCCAUCUUGCUCUGGUGUUGCGUUCACUUUUUAGGACAUGCACAGCGACCGCGCCUAAGGCAAAUCAGCCAUCUUGCACACGCUUAAAAGUAGUUCAAAGCAAGUACGUCUGUGGCGCAGGUUGUUUCGGUACUCGAGUUGUGACCUCACUCCUCUCCUUUCUUCUCGGGCCGUCCGUGCGCGAGGUCCGAUCAUCCACCACGUGCUGUUUGUCUUGCUUAAUCCAAAACUGAAACUCUUUAAAUAACGCAGAUUGUAGAAUGUUCUCGUCUCUUAUCGAGGCCGCACCUUGUACAGAACAUGGAUCAAAGUAAUAAUCACGCACCACAAACGGAACAAUAACAGGGUUAGAACGAGAAGUCAGAACAUACAGACGGAAUGUAAAGUAUCCACAUGCACUCUGUUCGGUGUUUUUAAUAAUAGACGGUGUCGAAAUGUUGGACAGAGCAAGAUAAGAACAAGACGCAUGAGGCUGCAGAGAGCUUUAAAAAAAAAAAAACGGGAAAAAAAAAACCUUUUGCACUUUGGAUAAACACUCACACAACAAAAAACCGGACUGAACGACAGUGAAAGGUCACGUUACAACAUGUCACAGUUUGCAAACCUCAACUUCACUCACCUCAGUCGUCCAGCCUACAGCUUUGAUGUUUUAAAGAAAUAUACUGGAAUUGAGUUUCCUUUUUAUCUGUACAUUUUGUGGAUUUACUUACAGGAGAGACUGUUGCAUAAUAUCAGAUGGUGCUUUGUAUUGGGAGUCGUUUUGAUUGUUUCUUUUAUUUGUUUUUAAUAUUUGAGUUUCCGUUUGUACAGCUAGCGCAUGGCUUUUUUUUUUUUUCUGUUUUUAUUUUGUAAUUUAUUAAACAUUGUUUAUGGGAUGCUACCUGUAUGUAUAUGAGGCUUUUUGAGAGUAUGAGUAUGUGAGUGUGUGUGUGUGUCCUUAGUUCAACCUCACAGUGUUUUACUUUCAAACUUGAUGAUCCACAUCCUCUCUCUGUCCUUCCCUCUAAACUCUUUCAUUCCCUCGUCUUCACUUCUCUCUUGCCUCUUUGUUUUCUUUUCUAUUGUUACUCAUGGACAUCCAACCCUGCUACCCCCCCCCCCCCCACUCUGAACUCUGAACGCAUGUGUGUUUUGAAAAGGAUAUAAGAGGUGUGAAAUAAUGUCGGCCCCCCUCUAAGAAUUGUGUGUGUGGGCUCUUAUAACUUGAAUUUCUUUUUGUGUGUGUCUUUAGAAGUUGAUGUCAACAAGAUGCCGCUCUUAUUUUGUUGGGAGGUUAAAACAAGAAGCAGAGAUAGUGAAUGAUUUUUAGUUGAUUGUAACAAAUACAGAAGCUACGAGUGAACUAUGGAAAUAAAAUGUGAAUGUGGAAA